GAAGCGAAUUUUCUAGCGGAAAAAGAACCGGGGAAGCAAAACCAAGACACGUACACAGGGGAAACAAAAAAUCGAUGGCCUCUUGUUUACAGGUACCUAUGGCGUACUCAAUCCCUUCGUGCUCUUCUUCGUCUUCUUCAUCGCUGCAGUCGAUUAAACGGGGAAGUUUGAAGAGUAGUUGUUGUGCUCUUGGAGCAAAAAGCUCAGCCAAAAUCCCUAUGCCUCCAGUUAACCCUAAGGACCCGUUUCUCUCGAAGCUUGCAUCAGUUGCCGCUACGUCGCCCGAAGCGUUUCUCAACCGACCGGUGAACUCGGAUACGCCGCCGUAUUUGGACUUGUUCGAUUCUCCCAAGCUCAUGGCUUCUCCUGCUCAAGUGGAAAGAUCAGUCUCCUAUAGUGAGCACAGACCGAGGCGGCCCCCACCUGACUUACCCUCUUUGCUUCUCCAUGGGAGAAUAGUUUACAUUGGUAUGCCGCUGGUGCCAGCUGUUACAGAACUUGUGGUUGCAGAAUUGAUGUACCUGCAAUGGAUGGAUCCCAAGCAGCCUAUAUAUUUAUAUAUAAAUUCCACAGGAACAACUCGUGACGAUGGUGAAACGGUAGGAAUGGAAACAGAAGGUUUUGCAAUUUAUGAUGCAUUGAUGCAGCUAAAAAAUGAGAUACACACUGUUGCUGUUGGAGCUGCUAUAGGUCAGGCAUGUUUAUUACUUGCUGCUGGUACUAAGGGUAAACGGUUUAUGAUGCCACAUGCAAAAGCUAUGAUCCAGCAGCCUCGUUUGCCAUCAUCUGGACUGAUGCCUGCUAGUGAUGUCCUUAUUCGUGCAAGAGAGGCAGUGAUAAACAGGGAUACUCUUGCGGAACUUCUAGCCAAACACACUGGGAAUUCAGUGGAGACUGUAGCUAGUGUGAUGAAAAGACCAUUUUAUAUGGACUCAACAAGGGCUAAAGAGUUUGGAGUCAUUGACAAGAUACUUUGGCGUGGUCAAGACAAGAUAAUGGCUGAUGCUGCCACUCCAGAGGAAUGGGACAGAAAUGCUGGCAUCAAAGUUGUUGAUGGACUUUAGUUCCUUCAUUCUUGGUGCUUGUCACUAGUUGGUUUAAAGCAGCUCUAGACAAUAGAUUCUAUGAUCAAAAAUUGGAGGCAAUCGCCGGAGGUUUUGGGAGAGAGCUUGUUGUAUACGGAGAAA
This is a messenger RNA of Carica papaya (papaya), 1187 nucleotides long. Its product is annotated as ATP-dependent caseinolytic (Clp) protease/crotonase family protein. NCBI's taxonomy places the organism in Eukaryota, Viridiplantae, Streptophyta, Magnoliopsida, Brassicales, Caricaceae. The record is from RefSeq and is a predicted model, not a curated record. Gene Ontology annotation, molecular function: ATPase binding; serine-type endopeptidase activity; ATP-dependent peptidase activity. Gene Ontology annotation, biological process: protein quality control for misfolded or incompletely synthesized proteins. Gene Ontology annotation, cellular component: endopeptidase Clp complex.